AUGCAGCAGGCAAAUAGAAAUGGGAAGAGACGGCCCAUCCAAAAGAGAGCACGGAGUUUCCUUCAUAAUAUCAAGUUCCGGAAGGAUUACAGGGCCGGUCUGCCACUCAUUAUCACCCGGUUCACGGGUUAUCGACCACCAGACGCUGAGCCUCCAUAUGAGCCUUUGCCAUUUCCGCCUUUCACAUGGUUGAAGAAAAUCCCACUCCGGCUUGAAGUUUGGAUUUUUGCCUGGAUUGGCGCUUUCGGUGGUAUCCUUCUCAUCGAGGCAAUCAUGUCGACUAGCACGGCUUUUCGCGACACCUAUCACACGCCAACUAUCAUCACGUCUUUUGGUGCGUCGGCCGUUCUGCUUUUCGGAGUUAUCGAGUCCCCAGUAGCACAACCUCGGAAUUUCGUCUUGGGUCAUUUCAUCUCGGCCUUUGUUGGAACCGCCAUCACCAGGCUAUUCGUUUUAAAUGGGAGUUAUCAAGGCUACCUUGACAAUACGAACUUCCACCCAUCGACCUUUAUCAAUGGAGGCCUCUCAAUGGCAACUUCGCUCCUUGCGAUGUUGAUCACGGGAACCGCCCAUCCUCCCGCUGGUGCUACAGGUCUCAACGCUGCGGUUGAAACGCAAGUGGUAACGCUAUCCUGGCGAUAUCUACCCACUGUUCUGGCCUCAUCCCUUAUCAUGCUCGGAUGGGCUUUGAUCAUCAACAAUGUCGGGCGCCGUCGGUAUCCGCUGCACUGGUGGGCCCCUGGCGCAACAUUCGUUCGUGUUGACGAUAACCCAGAGCUGGAAAAGGCGGAAGAAGGAGAGAUUGAAGUUGAAGAGAUGGAGGAGGGUGACCUUGAGCGAGAAAGUACUACUGCUGCUAGUGAAAGGCUAUCUGAGGAUAGCGGAAAGCACCGAGAAGGAUUGUACCGUGUUCCCUCAAGAGAGGUGAGGCGUGAAAGCGUCCAGGCAGAGCCAGCGUCUCUGCCAAGUGCGAUAGACACAACUCCGGGAGAAUAUUCGAAGCGCCGGCUCAGUUCCAGUCGAGAGCGAUAUCGAUGGGACUAG
Messenger RNA from Fonsecaea multimorphosa CBS 102226, 1044 nucleotides. RefSeq lists its product as uncharacterized. The transcript is spliced from 2 exons. Bases 1 to 1044 code for a protein of 347 amino acids. NCBI's taxonomy places the organism in Eukaryota, Fungi, Ascomycota, Eurotiomycetes, Chaetothyriales, Herpotrichiellaceae. The record is from RefSeq and is a predicted model, not a curated record.